UCUAAAAAUAUUUGAUCAAACCGUCUCAGUUGUCGGUGAGGCCGGCUGGGCGGAUCCCACGGUAUUGAAAGAGAAAAUAUAGCAACACGAUAAAAACACCUUGGAUAUUCAAUUUCUCUGGUGAACAAGCUUUCUUGUGGAUACAUAGAGCAUAAAGAUGCCCGCAGCGAUGAACGGCAACAGGACAGUGCAGUCGGCCAGCCCGGACGUGGGAUCCACUCCUGGACAGAUCACCCUGGGUGGAGGGCAGUCCUCUGGGGCCCAGACGGAGGCCAUGAAGCAGGUCCUUGGCGUCAUCGAUAAGAAGGUCCGCAACAUGGAGAAGAAAAAGGGCAAGCUGGACGAUUAUCAAGCCAAGAAAAAUAAAGGGGAGCGUCUCAACCAGGACCAGCUGGAUGCCCUGACCAAGUAUCAGGAAGUGACUAAUAAUCUGGAGUUUGCCAGAGAGCUUCAGAAGAGCUUCCUCGCACUGGGGCAAGACAUCCAGAAGGCAGUGAAGAAGGCAGUGCGGCGGGAGCAGCUCCAGAGAGAGGAGGCUGAGCAGAAGAGACUGAAGACUGUGCUGGAGCUACAGUUCCUCCUGGACAGGCUGGGAGAGGACAGUGUAAGGCAGGAGCUGAGACAGGGGACCACCGGGGGAGGCACACCCUCACUCCUCACAGACUCAGAGCUCACCACCCUGGAUGAGCUUUACAAACUGGUGGGGCCAGAACGAGACCAAAACACCAGGUUGUCUGACCAGUACGAAGAGGCUUCUCAACACCUCAUGGAUCUGUUGGAAGGGAAGGACAAGGCUGUAGCAGGAACAACAUACAAAGCUCUGAAGGACAGCCUGGACCGGGUGCUGCUAAGCGGGUACUUUGACAAAGCCCAGUCCCACCAGAAUGGAGUGUGUGAGGAGGAGGAGGAUGAGGAGCAGCAGUUGGAGGCAGUAGUGGAGUCGGCAGAGGAGCAGACCGUCGACCAAGAGGGUGACAUAGUUGAAGAGUACAUAGAGCCCAUUAAGGUGGAGGCUACAGAGUUCGUAAACAGACAGUUCAUUCCAGACACCACGUACAGCAGCAGUGACAAGGAGAAAGGAGACAAGUGGAUGACAGAAACAGAGGUGGUGAGUGUCAUCCAGCAACAGCCUGUACAGUCAGCCCUUCCCCCCAAUGACUUGGAGACCCAUUCCCUGAACGUGGCCACACCCAAAGUCACACCCCCGGUGGUCAGGAAGCAGGCAGUCCAGGACCUCUUGUCACAGAUGCAGGGGCCUUACAACUUCAUGCAGGACUCUAUGCUGGAGUUUGAUGGCCAGCUCAUUGACCCAGCCAUCGUGUCAGCCCAGCCCAUGAAGCCUGCAGCUCAGAACAUAGACCUUCCUCAGUUGGGCUGUCCCCCAGUCCAUCUAAAAUCACGCCUCUCACCACACAACACCGUCCCGGUACAGCCUGAGCCCAUGCAGGUUCCCACGGUGUCCCCCACGCCUGAGUCGUACGCCACGCCGUGCCCCAUGUACCAGUCAUCACACACGCCAGAACCGCGCCCGCAUGCGGACUCCAUCGACACCAUCCAGGCGUCCAUGUCCCUGUCGUCAGAGCAGCAGCAGGUCUUCCAGUCUGUCAACGUCUCCAAACCCCCACACAUCUCCGGCAUCAAUGUCAAUGCAGCACCAUUCCAGUCCAUGCAGACAGUGUUCAACCUCAAUGCCCCUGUCCCGCCGGCCAAUGAGGCGGAAGCCUUGACCCAGGCCAGCCAAUACCAGAACAGCUACAGCCAGCAGGGGUUCAGCAGCCAAUCACAGCAGCUCCCUGUGGAGCAGACAGAGAUGCAGACGGAGCAGCUGCAGUCUGUGGUUGGUGCCUUCCAUUCCCAGGACCCAGCCCUGCCCAGCCAGGCCCUGCCCCAGGGGCAGCAGGGUCCAGGGUUCAUCCCCGCGGCUGGUCGCCAGGCCCAGUCCUUCUACAACAGCAGAGGCAUGACCCGCGGAGGCCCCCGUAACGCCCGCGGCAUGGUCAACGGAUACAGGGGCCCCUCCAACGGAUUCAGAGGUGGAUAUGACGGUUACCGGCCUCCCUUCGCCAACACUCCAAACUCUGGAUAUCAACAGGCUCAGUUCAACACCCCUCGGGACUACUCCAAUGGUGGCAACUACCAGCGGGGGGAUGGUUAUAAUCAGAACUACAAGCGUGGAGCAGGCCAGGGAUCCAGAGGGAUGUCUCGAGGAGGCAAUGCCCAGGCCAUGAGGUCCUGAUCGGGCCUGUGUUUGACUGUCCCAAUUCACCCCUUCCCCUUGGCCCUAACAUUUCAAUGUUUGCAGAAACGUCUGGUACGUAUAACGGUGUAGUGGUGGACUUAUUUACUUGGUUAUAUUUUUCCUGGGUGGGGCAAAUUGAAGGGUCAGGUCCGAGGUGGGGGGGUGGGGUAAGGAACGACUUGCACAGAUUUUGACUGACAACUUUCCACACCACACGAAAACAUUCAAGAUAUCCAGAAUGCAUUUUGCCCCAUCACUUUUAUUUGUCCUUUUUUGUUUCUCAUCAGUGGUAUUUUUUCCCUGGCUUUUGGAUCAAAGUAAUGCCUGCUUUGAUAUUGGAACAAAAUAUGAAUGGUUUAAAAUGAGACUGAGUACACAAGCCGAUCUGUAAAUCCUUAGUGUUACAAAUGGUUUUAAGCAAGCCUGUAAACUUGAAAGAUUUCGUUGAUUUUUUUUUUAUCAAAUAAAACAUGCCACUGCUGGUCUGAGCCCCUGGGAGUGUUUCUUUCCUUGCCCAGUCCCCCCCUUUUUUUUUUUUUGUUCACAUAUCAUCUUUGUUCUAAAAAGCAUUUUUGUUAUGUUUUUAAAAGAAGCUCCCAAUUCCUCAGUUUGUAAAUUGAUGUUGCCUCAAGAGUUUCAAUAAAGAUGUUGCAUUACCCAUGA
Molecule: messenger RNA, 2902 nt
Organism: Salvelinus namaycush (lake trout)
Lineage: Eukaryota; Metazoa; Chordata; Actinopteri; Salmoniformes; Salmonidae
Gene: caprin1b
Product: cell cycle associated protein 1b
Exons: 17
Coding region: 158-2236 (692 amino acids)
Cellular component (GO): cytoplasm
Molecular function (GO): RNA binding
Source: RefSeq, a predicted model, not a curated record